Molecule: messenger RNA, 946 nt
Organism: Diceros bicornis minor
Lineage: Eukaryota; Metazoa; Chordata; Mammalia; Perissodactyla; Rhinocerotidae
Gene: CMTM8
Product: CKLF like MARVEL transmembrane domain containing 8
Exons: 4
Coding region: 80-601 (173 amino acids)
Biological process (GO): myelination
Cellular component (GO): membrane
Molecular function (GO): structural constituent of myelin sheath
Source: RefSeq, a predicted model, not a curated record
CCCGGGCACAGGGCCGCGCGUCUAGCCCCGGACGCGCUGGGGGUCCCCGAGGAGGGGCCAGCCCGGCCGAGGCGCGACGAUGGAGGAGCCACAGCGCGCCCGCUCGCACACCGUCACCACCACCGCCAGCUCCUUCGCCGAGAACUUCUCCACCAGCAGCAGCAGCUUCGCCUACGACCGGGAGUUCCUCCGCACCCUGCCCGGGCUCCUCAUCGUGGCCGAGAUCGUUCUGGGACUGCUGGUAUGGACACUUAUCGCCGGAACUGAGUACUUCCGGGUCCCUGCAUUUGGCUGGGUCAUGUUUGUAGCUGUAUUUUACUGGGUCCUCACUGUCUUCUUCCUCAUCAUCUACAUAACAAUGACCUACACCAGGAUUCCCCAGGUGCCCUGGACAACAGUGGGUCUCGGCUUUAAUGGCAGCGCCUUCAUCUUAUACCUCUCGGCCGCGGUUGUGGAUGCAUCUUCUGUCUCCCCGGAGAGGGACAGCCACAACUUCAACAGCUGGGCGGCCUCGUCGUUCUUCGCCUUCCUGGUCACCAUCUGCUACGCUGGAAACACAUAUUUCAGUUUUAUAGCUUGGAGAUCCAGGACCAUACAGUGAUUUGCCAUUUUGAGAAUUAAAAAGGGUGAAAAAAAAACAAACAGGAAGAAUCUCACUGUAAAAACAGCUGUAGGUAUAAUGUAUAUUUCCAGAGAAUUGUAUUUAACUAAUGUUUUUAUAUACUUAGUUAAAUUUGCUCAGAGUGGUUUGUUACAAUUAAACGGGAUACUUAUUUGCAAAGUGCUGUGGCUUAUAAUGAACUCUUAAAUAUCUUGUUGAUGUCUUCAAGACCUUAUUUUCUUAGUGUAUAAAUAGAUAAAUUGCUAAUAUUAAGAAUGCGUCAAGUUUGUAAACUUAACUUUUAAAAUGCCAGAUUCUUUUUUGAUUAAAUGUUUCAAAAUACCG